CAACUACUCAAAAAUGCACUUUGUAAACAAACCUUUUGGGUGUUGGCCACAUCAAGCGGCUCAUCUGGAUGAAAUGAAAAGGCUGUUAGAUGUAAUGCAGCAACGUGCUCCCGAUGUUGAACAUCAGUUCAAAGAAAAGUCAAAUGAGUUGGAAAUGGCGCAGCUUAUCAUACGCCAGUUGUCGGAUAAGGCCAAUGUAAACCAAGGCGGCAAUCGUAUAGAGACCUCGACGCAGACGCAAUUUAUGUACGAGCAACAGAUUAGAGACUUACAAGCUAUGGUGCAACAAUUGACGUAUGCCAAAGAAAGGAAUUUAUGAUGGUCACAAAUAUAUUGGCAAAAACAUAGCAAGUGCAUAUGCCAAGUUGGAAAAAUUGACAAUGCUGGCCAAAAAGAAGAGUCUUUUUGAUGAUCGA
Molecule: messenger RNA, 416 nt
Organism: Rhagoletis zephyria (snowberry fruit fly)
Lineage: Eukaryota; Metazoa; Arthropoda; Insecta; Diptera; Tephritidae
Source: RefSeq, a predicted model, not a curated record